AUGUCCACCAUGACCACUCCAACUCCUAGCGCAUCUUGCUUCCUGGUAGGCCCCGUCCCGUUCAAGGACGUCGCCGGCCCCGAAGACGACAACCACAUCACCCCGCCAGAAGAGUGCGGGCACAUCAUCUCCACCUUACCGACCAUCGCGUUCCUAGGCCGCUUUGUGCACCACCAAUAUCAGGGCGCUUGGGUGAUCCACGAGAGGCUCCCCGGGGUCCUCUCUUUCCAGCGGAGCUUCACCCCGCGGCCCGGCGACGUGCUCCUCGCGAGCCCACCCAAGUGCGGGACAACGUGGCUCAAGGCCUUGUCUUUCGCCAUCAUGGCGCGGGCGGCGUACCCGCCCACCGCCGGCGACCACCCGCUCCUCCGCCUCAACCCACACGAGUGUGUCCCCUUCAUUGAUGACCUCUUCAGUGCAGGGCAGGACGCCAAGCUGGAGGCUUUGCCGUCGCCUAGACUCAUGAACACGCACAUGCACCACUCCCUGCUGCCGGCCUCCGUUGCCGUCGACCCCAACCUUAAGGUCGUCUACAUCUGCAGGGAACCCAAGGAUAUGUUAGUGUCCAUGUGGCACUUUGGCAAUACCAUACACCCAUGUGACUUCUCCGACAUGUUCGAGAGUGUCUGCGAGGGUAAGAGCCCAGAUGGUCCCAUCUGGGACCAUGUUCUCGGCUACUGGAGAGCAAGCAAAGCUAGUCCGGAGAGAGUUUUGUUCUUGAGGUACGAGGAGAUGCUUCUCAAUCCAGUUGAGAGUGUCAUGAAGCUGGCGGGGUUCCUCGGGGUGCCAUUCUCGGCCGUCGACGAAGUGGCAGGGCUGCCGGCAGACAUCGUUAAAUUGUGCAGCAUCGACACAAUGAAAGGCCUGCAGGUGAACAAGACGGGCGCUUCCGGUCUGUUUUACAAGUUCCAGCAUAAAUCCUACUUCAGGAAAGGGGCGACCGGAGACUGGGUGAACCAUAUGACACCAGAGAUGGCGCAGCGAUUGGACGACAUUUUCGAGUACAAGCUACGUGGGUCAGGAUUGUCUUUCAGCUCUUGAAUCGAUCGGGUGGAAUACAACACCUAGAUAUUUGUAAUAAAAUCGCAUAUUUAUACUACAUUUGUCACAGAAGAAGGCACUGUUAAAUUUACGUGCAUUUCCAUAAUA
Hordeum vulgare subsp. vulgare (domesticated barley) is the source of this 1149-nucleotide messenger RNA. RefSeq names its product cytosolic sulfotransferase 8-like. Gene Ontology annotation, biological process: sulfation. Gene Ontology annotation, cellular component: cytoplasm. Lineage: Eukaryota; Viridiplantae; Streptophyta; Magnoliopsida; Poales; Poaceae. The transcript has 2 exons. Gene Ontology annotation, molecular function: sulfotransferase activity. The record is from RefSeq and is a predicted model, not a curated record. Bases 1 to 1041 code for a protein of 346 amino acids.